GUCUUUAGCUACGAAAUGUGUAACUUAAUUGUUUACAUUCCCCCAGCCCAAUAACUCGUUGAAAGUCUUAGAUGACAGCAUGAACUGCCCUAAAAGCGAACGGCUGAAUUCUGUCCCACCCCUCUUGGUGCUCAUUGGAUAACGUCCUCCGUCAGCCUCCCUUAUAGUAAGGUCUUGCGACUGUGUUCAAUAAACGUGACCAUGUUUUAAAUGCAGAAGGAUCUCGCUCCUUUCCUGUGAGUUUGAUUUCGCUUUGACCAUUGACAUUAGAACAGACUGACUCUGUAUGGCCCCAAGUAUUGAUAUGACUUCUUUAACGAUUGACUUGAAAGCUGAAGAGACUUCACGCGCGGCGCUGAACAGAAGCGAAAUGCAAACUAAUCUGAAUAUGGCAGGCGAAGAGGAAACGGAGAAGCCUAAAGUUACUAUCCUUCCAUUUAGUGUUGAAGCUCUAAUGGCAGAUAAGAAACCCAGCAGAGAUUUGACAGGUACCGAAGGAACAUCUGUUGCAGGAACAUCUCAUACACUAAGUCCAAGAAUGGGUACAUUAAAUAGUCCAGAGACCACGGUUUCCACUUUGACCAUCAACUCGCCGUUCUCAGUUGGAGGACUAAUGAAAAUGCAAGAGGAUGCACUUGUCAAAUCGGAGAGCCCGGAAAGGCAAGAGCGGAAUUCUUGGAUACAAAAUCCACGGUUCUCUCCUCCGCCUUCAAGAAGACUCAGCCCCCCUGCCUGUCCCUUGAGAAAGCACAAAACUAAUAGGAAGCCCAGGACCCCUUUUACCACUUCUCAGCUUUUGGCGCUGGAGAGGAAAUUCCGACAAAAGCAGUACCUGUCAAUAGCUGAACGAGCAGAAUUCUCCAGCUCGCUCAACCUGACAGAGACGCAAGUCAAAAUCUGGUUCCAAAACAGAAGAGCGAAAGCAAAGAGGCUGCAAGAAGCAGAAUUAGAGAAACUGAAAAUGGCAGCCAAACCAAUGUUGCCUCCGGCGUUUGGAAUUUCCUUUCCACUUGGUACUCAUGUCCCCACGUCCUACGCCGCAUCGCAUCCUUUUCAAAGACAUUCGUUGCCGGUGUCUCCAGUUGGACUCUAUGCAGCUCAUGUUGGAUAUAGUAUGUAUCACCUGGCAUGAACGACAGGCCCUCCAUUGGUGACUUCGAAUAUACCUCCGGUAGCUUUUUAUUCCAACACCACAGUAACAGAAAAGUGCCACAAAAAUUGUCAUUCAUAUGUUUGACCAACGAGAACGAACUUUUCUUCAAUGAGAGAAAUGGGUACGACGGAUAGUGAUUCUAGAUUUGACAAAUGAAUUGGUAAGGCCACGGUCAAAACAUGCCAUAAAUCAAGUUUAAAAGACUUAUUUUGAGAAGAUCCUUGAACACAGUUUACAGGUGUUCAGCUUCGUUUAUUAAACUGAUCACCACCGAUACCUGAAGCCGUUUAUACUGGCCUUUAUUUUGUGAUUCUUUCCCCCCCCACGUGUUUUAUUUAAAUAAGACUGGCGCAUUAUCAAUAUUCUAUAGAAAUAUGCUCCACUUAUAGUUAAAAAGAAUCUAUAGCAAGCGAGGGCUACUUCGACGUUCAAAAGUAAAACAGUUUGGGGAGUGUGUUUCUAAUGGCAGUUCAUCAGUAGACGAAUACUCUUUAUUGAAAUCGCAAAACGAAAACUAGCAAUUUAAUUUAACAGCGCUGUCUGUUGUGUGUGUUAUUGUUCCCUUUGAAAGGGAUUUGUGUACUGUAAUAUACUGUAUAUUUGAAAAAUAUCAUCAUUUAUAU
Lepisosteus oculatus (spotted gar) is the source of this 1776-nucleotide messenger RNA. RefSeq names its product muscle segment homeobox 1a (gene msx1a). The record is from RefSeq and is a predicted model, not a curated record. Gene Ontology annotation, cellular component: nucleus. Gene Ontology annotation, molecular function: DNA-binding transcription factor activity, RNA polymerase II-specific; RNA polymerase II transcription regulatory region sequence-specific DNA binding. NCBI's taxonomy places the organism in Eukaryota, Metazoa, Chordata, Actinopteri, Semionotiformes, Lepisosteidae. Gene Ontology annotation, biological process: embryonic morphogenesis; regulation of transcription by RNA polymerase II.